UUUCAUAUGUGCAGCCGCGUCCGGGUAGGGGCCGCCGUCCCAAGGGGGGGUGUGGUGGAGGGAAGGGUGGUGGGGGUGGUGAGGGUGGAGGAGGUGGGGGCGGGGAAGAUGGUUCCGACGAGGGGACCGAGGCUGGUGCCCUGGAGCAGCAGCAGCCGCAGCCUCAGCAGCAGCAGCAGCAGCAGGAGCAGGAGCAGCAGCACAAGCAGUAGCAGUCCCAGCAGCCGCAGCAGUUGCCGCAGCAGCAGCAGUCGCCGUGUGGACCCCCUGUGAUUGGACCAUAUUACCCAGUG
Closterium sp. NIES-67 is the source of this 293-nucleotide messenger RNA. Lineage: Eukaryota; Viridiplantae; Streptophyta; Zygnematophyceae; Desmidiales; Closteriaceae. The record is from the annotation of a GenBank genome assembly.